Messenger RNA from Arachis stenosperma, 2341 nucleotides. RefSeq names its product ATP-dependent DNA helicase 2 subunit KU80-like. Gene Ontology annotation, molecular function: damaged DNA binding; DNA helicase activity; double-stranded DNA binding. The coding region runs from base 199 to 2148 and encodes 649 amino acids. The record is from RefSeq and is a predicted model, not a curated record. The transcript has 12 exons. Gene Ontology annotation, cellular component: nucleus; Ku70:Ku80 complex. NCBI's taxonomy places the organism in Eukaryota, Viridiplantae, Streptophyta, Magnoliopsida, Fabales, Fabaceae. Gene Ontology annotation, biological process: cellular response to X-ray; double-strand break repair via nonhomologous end joining; cellular response to gamma radiation.
CUACAAUCCUACAUGACGGAUAUUACAAGAGACAAAGACAACAUUACGCAAUGGUAGGACACUUGUGACUUUUGGUAUUUAUAACCAUUGAAGCGGGACAGAGAGAAAAAAAAAGAAGAAAAAAACGCAGACAAACCAUCACCUCACCUCAACACUAUACUUUCUUCUUCAAGCUUAAAUCUUUCUCUCUGCUCUUCCAUGGCUAACAAGGAAGCUUUGGUUUUGCUGCUUGAUGUGGGUCCAUCCAUGCAUUCUGUUAUUCCUGUAAUUGAGAAGCUUUGUUCCAUGCUUGUGCAGAAGAAGCUGAUCUACAACAGGCAUGAUAAAGUGGGAGUUGUGUUAUUUGGGACAAAAGAAACUUAUAACGAACUUACUUUGGAACUUGGUGGUUAUCGACAUGUCGUGGUUUUGAAAAAUCUUAAAGAUGUGGAUGGAGAUAUGGUUGAGGCUUUACAAAAACUGCCCCGAGGAACUAAAGAUGGAGAUUUUCUUGAUGCUAUUGUUGUUGGCAUGGAUAUGCUGAUAAAAAUGUAUCCGAAAGCUAACAAGGUGAAGAAACGACUCUGUCUUAUUACGAAUGCACAAUGUCCAAUAAAAGCAUCUAUAGAAGGAACAAAAGAAGAGCAAGUUACCACCAUUGCUAAACAAAUGUCUGUCCAUGGUACAAGGAUGGAAAGCAUAAUUGUGAGAGGAAAGCUUUGUCGGAAGAAGGCAAAUAAGACGACAGCUAGUGAGAAUCAUCGCCUUUUAAAUAUCUUUUCAAAGGAAACUUCUACAAGGAUAGUGUAUGUGGGGAAUCCGGUUUCUUUGUUUGGUGCUCUUAAAACCCAGAAUAAAACCCCACAUACAGUUUUCAGAGGUGAUCUUGAGCUAAGCUCAAAAAUGAAGAUCAAGGUAUGGGUGUAUAAGAAAACAAUAGAAGAGCUUCCCAAUCUAAAGAAAUGUUAUGAAUCUCCUGAUAUAGUUGUCCCUUCAGAUCAAAGGGUCAGAGGUUAUCAUUAUGGUCCUCAAAUAGUUCCUAUGUCGAAGGACGCUUUGGAUGCUGUUAAGUUCAAACCUGAAAAGGGUGUUAAGCUUCUAGGAUUUACUAAUUCUUCUAAUGUAUUGAGGCACUACUACAUGAAAGAUGUCAAUAUCUUCAUACCUGAACCGGAAAAUAGGAACGCCAUGCUUGCGCUUUCUGCGCUAGCAAGGGCUAUGAAGGAAAUGAAUAAGGUGGCGAUACUACGUUGUGUGUGGCGACGGGGACAAACCAAAGUUGUUAUUGGGGUCCUGAUUCCGAAUAUAUCUGAUAAAGAAAAUAUUCCUGAUUCAUUUUACUUCAAUGUACUUCCUUUCGCCGAGGAUGUGCGUGAGUUCCAGUUCCCUUCUUUCAGUAAGCUCCCAGCAGCGUUACAGCCGAAUCAGCAGCAGCUAGAGGCAGCAGCUAAUUUAGUAGAAAUGCUUGAUCUUGCACCAUGUGGGAAAGAGAAAGCUUUGCUACCUGAUUUUACACCAAAUCCAGUCCUAGAGCGCUUUUAUCGUUGUCUUGAGCUGAAGUCAAAAAAUCCGGGUGCUGCAGUACCACCUAUUGAUGAGACACUCAAGAAAAUUACAGAGCCUGAUUCUAACCUAGUUUUGAAAAACAAGUCUGUGAUAGACUCAUUUCGGAGGUGUUUCGAGCCAAAUGAAAAUCCCAGGCAUAAGAAAUUGAGGCGUUUAUUGCUUGAGAAGAGUUCUUCUAGCGAAGAAGAUUGUAAUCGAGACAUUACCCCACUGCCUUCGAAUCUCAUCGAAGUUAAAGUCGAUAACGUCUGCAAUCCUACUCCACCCCAAGCUUUUGAAGCCAUGUCUGGAAGCAGAAAUACUCAAGACUCUGUUGUGAAAGCAAUCAAAGAUACGAGAAACAAAAUAUUUGAACUGAUUGAUGAAUCAAAUGAUGGUGAUAACUAUCCUGAAGCAUUGCAAUGUUUAACAGCACUUCAAGAGAAGUGCAUUGCUGAUCAAGAAUCAGAACAGUUCAACGAUUUCCUUCGCCGUCUUUGGAAUUUCGAUAGAAACCUUGAGAAUUUCCGUGGAUAUCUUGCUUCCAGGGGACUCACCUUAAUCCCCAAAGCAGGAUUUUUAGACAGCCAAGUUACUGAAGAAGAUGAGCCAAAAGUUGAAUGAUUCCUCAGGUGGAUGUGCUGAAAUGGUAGAACUUUUUGAUAAUUAUUUGUUAAAAAUUAGAAUAGAUUGUCUAAUACAGUUAUUUAAACGUUUGUUUUGGAACAUUUGGCAAAGCUUUAUUAGUACUCUCACCUUAUGUUAUAGCACUUAUUUUAUUAAUGAGAAAUAGCAAAUAGAAAACUUUGAUAUAUAA